AUGGCGGUCCCCCGAGCACGGAUAUUGGACCUUAUGAAGGUCCGAUGUCAAAUCUUCUCCACGACGUUCAACCCUGACGGUGUUCGCAUGGGCAACAAGAUUCUACGACAGAGACUUCGGGGCCCGGCACUAGCAGCCUACUAUCCGCGAAAAGUUGUGACGAUUAGAGAUUUGAUGAAGGAAUUCGCGCCAGAGCUCGAGACAUUUGACGAGGACGAGGACGACCGACUGGAAAACAUAGAAGCAUUGAAGGCUCGUGGAAAGGGCGCUCCCAAGAAGAAAAAAGGCCCUGGAGAUGCCAAGGACAAGAAGAAGAGGUGA
This is a messenger RNA of Phaeoacremonium minimum UCRPA7, 321 nucleotides long. Its product is annotated as putative mitochondral 37s ribosomal protein. The transcript is spliced from 4 exons. Gene Ontology annotation, cellular component: mitochondrion. Bases 1 to 321 code for a protein of 106 amino acids. The record is from RefSeq and is a predicted model, not a curated record. NCBI's taxonomy places the organism in Eukaryota, Fungi, Ascomycota, Sordariomycetes, Togniniales, Togniniaceae.